AUGAUUGAUGGUCAGCAAAACCAACCCGAGACAACUCAACGUAAACUUAAGCAAGGCGCAACUGCCACUGGCAACGAAUUCUUUGGUCGAUCUCAAACGAUUUAUGAUGUGCCCGACCUUCCUCAGGCCUACAACCCCAUCUAUCCAGUUCUUUUCACUGGCAUGAACCGAUCUAAUGAAGUUGCCACCAUUAUCUUAAAGGCCGCCAACACCACAGGUCUUGAUACUAUGCUCAAGAACCCUAAGGCUGAUAUUAAAGACAUUCAAAUCGAUCAAGUGACAUACAUUGCCAGCAAUGAGGUGCACUCAUUCACGGGUGCUGGAUUCUCUACUAGUGGACAAUCCACCAAGGACUUUGCCAAACAGUCGUACAAACUCGAAUUGAACCAGUUUGGCAACAAAACUACCAAAGACUUGAUUUAUGGUCGCACUACUGUUAAGCUUCGAGCUGAAGAAACUGACAUGACCAUGGCGAGAGAAAAACUUUUGAUGGACUGUCUUGGAGCUGCAGGUGGUGCAACCCUCUCGGGGAGCUGGGUCCGCUUAUUCAUCAAUGAUCAGCCCUUUGGCCUUUACGUCAUGAUUGACGACGCCUCGACCCAUUUUAUUGACAACGUUCUUCAUGCUGGUAACUGGCAACAUCAAUUCACAGGUCCUACCUAUAAAGGAAACGCCAUGACGCCCGAGCAAGCAGGCAACCUCGCAUAUCUUGGCGAUGAUCUCACUCUUUACAGCGAAGAUCUAUACAAGUUGGAAGACAAGGGCGAAAACAAGGAUUUACACAAGAACAACUCCAUGGGCCCGCUUGUUGGCUUUAUGCGUGACCUUGCAAACAUCAAUCCGCAGCAGGCAACUGAUGCUCAACAUCCUGGUGACUUUAACAAACUCAUUGACCCCCAGCACACUUUGAUUCAUAUGGCAUUCAGUUUCUUGUCCGCAUCAUGGGACGGUUUCUGGUACCAGGCCAGCAACUACUAUAUCAAUCAAGACAUGCAAACCAACCAAUGGACGUUGAUUACCUAUGAUUUUGACGAGACGUUUGGCAACAACUCACCCGACGAGACCUUGAUGACCGUGCCCUAUGAGCAAUAUGGCCGACCCAACGCGUCUCGUCCCUUGGUUGACAAAUUGCUCGCUUCGCCUUACUGGAAGAGCCAAUUCGAGAAUACACUCAAGACAGUCAUCAAGAAAUUUUUCAAGCCUAGUGUUAUUGGUCCCCGCCUUGACGCAUGGACCCAAAUGCUCAAGGAAGACAUGGCUUGGGAUCGAAGCCUUCAGGCUCGUUCGCCUGGCACAGCAAGCAACUGGACCGUUGAAGAUUUCACUUCCAACAUGAACACAACCACCAAGGGCCAAGUCGGUAUUCUCGAAUUCAUCACCAAGCGUUCAGCCGCUGUUUGCCAACAGCUUCAAUUCCAAGACAACGAUGAUUUACCCCCGUUGCCUGCAUACACAGCCGGUCGUUACAUGGAUGCACAAGGUCAAGUUACUGACCAUCCAACCGGCAACAACGGCGGCAAUGUUGUUUCGCCUAAUGGUGGUGCACCAUCGUCUGCUUCUUCCUUACUAUAUUCCUCAUUGUCGGCUGGCUUGUCCUGUUGGAUAGUUGCAUUUACUACUCUCAUUUACUUUAAUCUUGUUUAA
This is a messenger RNA of Zychaea mexicana, 1644 nucleotides long. RefSeq names its product coth protein-domain-containing protein. Lineage: Eukaryota; Fungi; Mucoromycota; Mucoromycetes; Mucorales; Lichtheimiaceae. The transcript is spliced from 5 exons. The coding region runs from base 1 to 1644 and encodes 547 amino acids. The record is from RefSeq and is a predicted model, not a curated record.